AUGUGUUUUGUAUGUCAGGUGUCGCUGGAGUUUUCUCCGUCCUCAGCUGUCCCAGGAGAAGGAACCAUACUGCGGGUGACGGCCCAGCCAGACUCUCUGUGUGUGAGUGCUGUCGACCAGAGCGUCCUCAUCAAGGAGCCAGGAAACAUUCUGAAUGCAGACAAGAUAUUUGACUUGUUGCCUGUCAAACAAGCAUCCUAUAUCCCAUAUGAGGUUCAAGAUCCUGAUGAAUGCUUGUCUGUGAGACCAAAGAGAUCUGUGCCAUACCCCACUGGGGUCGAGGAUGAUGCGAAUUCUGUUUUCCAGAAUGUAGGGCUGAAGAUGGCAACAAACCUGGCUAUUAAAGUGCCUUCAUGCCUCAAGUACAAAGCAAGAGAAUAUUUCAAUCAACCUUAUGGUAUCAGAUAUAAAGGUGUUCCUCUGGUAGCCGCAAUGAAUGAAGUAGCAUUCGCACCUGGCGCAGUUGGUGAAUCUCCUCCUCCACCACCAAUAGAGACAGUUCGCACUUUCUUCCCUGAGACCUGGAUUUGGGACCUGGUGGUAGUUGGUGAGCUAGUGUCUGGAACAAAGGAUGUGUCCCACACUGUCCCAGACACCAUCACCACCUGGGAGACGGAGGCUUUCUGUUUGUCCCCUCAGGGGUUUGGCUUGGCUCCUCGUAAAGAGAUCACCGUCUUCCAGCCCUUCUUCCUGGAGCUCAGCCUGCCUUACUCCAUCAUCCGGGGGGAGCACUUUGAACUGAAGGCAACCACCUUCAACUACCUGUCCAGCUGUAUCAUGGUCACUGUGACUCCAGCACCCUCUUUAGACUACACCCUCACUCCGCUCUCUGGUGACCAGUACACAUCCUGUUUGUGUGGCAGUGAGCGCAAGACCCUCAGCUGGACCAUGGCCCCCUCAGCCUUGGGGGUUGUGAAUGUGUCCGUUACUGCAAAGGCUGUGGCAUCCCGCGCUUUAUGUGACAAUAAGAUUGUGAGUGUUCCAGAGAGAGGACGUAUCGACGUGGUCACACGAUCUCUCAUAGUAAAGGCUGAGGGAACUGAGAUCACCAAGACCUACAACUUUCUGCUCUGCCCAAAAGGGAAAGCUGUGACCGAGCAAAUACAAAUAACACUCCCUAAGAACAUGAUUGAUGGAUCUGCCCGUGCUUCACUAUCAGUCCUGGGUGACAUUCUGGGCCGAGCCCUGAAGAACCUGGAUGGGCUGCUGCAGAUGCCGUAUGGAUGUGGAGAGCAGAACAUGGCGCUCCUGGCCCCCAACAUUUACAUCCUCCAGUACCUGGAAAACACAAAGCAGCUGACCGCAGCCAUCAAGGAGAAGGCUACCAACUUCCUGACCAGUGGCUACCAGAGACAACUGAACUACAAAAAUGGCGAGGGUGCUUACAGCACAUUUGGAACAGGAACAGGGAACACUUGGCUGACUGCUUUUGUGCUGAGAUCUUUUGCCAAAGCACAGUCUUUCAUCUACAUUGACCCAACAAAGCUUGCUGAGUCUAAGUCUUGGCUGGAUGGUAAACAACGAGAAAAUGGCUGUUUCCAGCAGCUGGGAAAACUCUUCAACAACAGAAUGAAGGUCAGUCUC
Messenger RNA from Micropterus salmoides (largemouth bass), 1584 nucleotides. Its product is annotated as alpha-2-macroglobulin-like. Gene Ontology annotation, molecular function: endopeptidase inhibitor activity. The record is from RefSeq and is a predicted model, not a curated record. NCBI's taxonomy places the organism in Eukaryota, Metazoa, Chordata, Actinopteri, Centrarchiformes, Centrarchidae.